AGGGGAUCCGCGGGGCCGGCGUCCUGCACGUCCCCCCCGGAGACACCCUUUCUCCGUGCGCCCGGGACUUGGUGAAACUUUGCAGGCGCCCGCGGUGAGAUGGAUUUAAUCCAAGGCGUCUUGUUCCGGCUCUUCCUCCUGGCUUCCAGCCUCAGACCCGGCUUUGUGUCGCUGGGAGAGGCUCUCCGAAAACCAGGCAAGGCGGGGCCUCCUCUGCACGUCGCGCUGGACGCACUGAACUGCACGGCUUUCAGCAUCCAAUGGAAAACGCCCAGGCAUCCUAGGCGCCCCGUCGCUGGGUAUACCGUCUUUUACAAUGCGGUCGGCGCGGAUAAACCGCCACAGGAGCGGCACCACCACGUGCAGCUCAGCCAGGACAUCGCCACCCACGGGCAGUCCGGUCCUCAGGUGAUUUUUGAGGAAGUGAUCGGAGAUUUGGAACCAGGCACCGAGUAUGAAGUGAGUGUGGCAGCUUCUGGCCCGGCGGGCAAAGGGUGGCUCAGCUCUCUGCGGCAUGUUACCACCUUGCCCCAAGAGUCCUGCCUGCCUCCCACAGCGCCCCAGCGGCCGCUGGUCACUGUGGUGUCCGAGUCCGAGGUGGCCCUGUCUUGGAAACCGGGCGAGAGUGAAGGAAGCUCCCCCACUCAGUACUAUUCUGUGGAAUUCAUCAGACCAGAUUUCGACGAGAGCUGGGCCUUAAUCCAAGAGCGCAUCCAGAUGGACUCCAUGGUCAUCAAGGGCCUCGAUCCGCACACCAACUACCAGUUUGCCGUGAGGGCCGUGAACCCCCACGGCCCCAGCCCCCGCAGCCCACCCAGUGACACCGUCCGGACCUCCCGCCCUGAGGAGGCUGGAAGCGGCCACUACGGACCCCGUUAUAUAACCGGCUCAGGCGUCGGCGAGGACGAUGACGAGGACAGCGGCGGCGAAGACGACCUCGACUUGGACAUAUUCUUUGAGGAGGUCAAACCACUUCCCGCCAUCCAAGGGGGGAAUGAGAAAUUAUUGGUGGGACCCAAGAUGGCGCCAAGAUCAGACCCAAAGACCGUUUCUGAGCCUGUGCCCCCUACCCCGGCAUCCCUGCCCACGAUGGUGCCGGCUCCCCAGCCCACCCCAGCGAGGAGAGGGGACUCGAACAGCGGGCCCACGAUGCCAAGGCUCUUCGACGUGUCUUGCGACGAAACUCUCUGCCCCAUCGACAGCUUCUGUGCCAAUGACUACACCAGGGGGCGCUCCCGGUGCCACUGCAACCUGGGCAAAGGCGGCGAGAGCUGCUCAGAAGAUAUCGCCAUACAGUACCCUCAGUUCUUUGGCUACUCGUACGUAACCUUUGAGCCGUUGAAGAACUCCCAUCGGGCAUUUCACAUCACUCUUGAAUUUCGGGCGGAGGCGGAGGAUGGCUUGCUGCUCUACUGCGGGGAGAGCGAACACGAGAGGGGCGACUUCAUGUCCCUGGCCAUCAUCCGACGCUCCCUCCAGUUCAGGUUUAACUGUGGCACCGGGGUCGCCGUCAUCGAAAGCGAGACCAGAAUCAAACUAGGGGGCUGGCACGUGGUGACGGUCCACCGAGACGGGCCGAACGGGCUGCUGCAGCUGAACAACAACACGCCAGUGACGGGCCAGUCCCAGGGCCACUACAGUAAAAUCACCUUCCGGACGCCUCUGUACCUCGGCGGGGCUCCCAGCACUUACUGGUUGGUCCGAGCCACCGGCACCAGCCGCGGCUUCCAGGGCUGCGUGCAGACGCUGUCGGUGAACGGGGAGAGAAUGGACCUGAGGCCCUGGCCGGUGGGGAAGGCGCUCAGCGGGGCCGACGUGGGCGAGUGCAGCAGCGGGAUCUGCGACGAGACCUCGUGCGUCAACGGCGGCACCUGCGCGGCCGUCAAGGCUGACUCCUACAUCUGCCUCUGCCCCCUCGGAUUUAAAGGUCGACACUGCGAAGAGGCGUUCACCUUGACCGUCCCUCAGUUCCGAGAGUCCCUGCGCUCCUACGCUGCCACGCCCUGGCCCCUGGAGCCCCGCUACUACCUUUCCUUCAUGGAGUUUGAGGUCACGUUCCGGCCGGACUCAGGCGACGGUGUCCUCCUGUACAGCUAUGACACGGGCAGCAAGGACUUCCUGUCGCUGAACAUGGCAGGCGGCCACGUGGAGUUCCGCUUUGACUGCGGCUCGGGGACCGCUGUUCUCAGGAGCGAAGAGCCCCUCGCCCUGGGCCACUGGCACGAGCUGCGUGUGUCCCGCACGGCGAGGAACGGCCUCCUACAGGUGGAUAAGCAGAAGGUGGUGGAAGGCAUGGCGGCGGGCGGCUUCACGCAGAUCAAUUGCAACACGGAUAUUUUUAUUGGCGGAGUCCCCAGUUACGACGAGGUGAAGGACAAGUCGGGCGUCCGCCAGCCGUUCAGUGGCAGCAUCCAGAAGAUCACCCUGAACGACCGCGCCGUCCACGUGGAGCACGACCGGAGCUGGGGCGUGAACGUGGAGAACGCGGCGCACCCCUGCGUGGUGGGCCCCUGUGCCCACGGGGGCAGCUGCCGGCCCCAGAAGGAGGGCUAUGAGUGCGACUGCCCCUUGGGCUUUGAGGGUCUGCACUGCCAGAAAGAGUGUGGGAACUACUGUCUCAACACCAUCACGGAAACCAUCGAGACUCCGCAGUUCAUCGGCCGCAGCUACCUGACCUACGACAACCCGGACAUCCUCAAGAGGGUGUCCGGAUCCAGGUCGAACGUGUUCAUGAGGUUUAAGACGACUGCCAAAGACGGCCUGUUGUUGUGGCGGGGAGACAGCCUCCUGUCCAACAGUGACUUCGUUUCCUUGGGCCUCCGAGACGGAGCCCUGACGUUCAGCUACAACCUGGGCAGCGGCGCGGCAUCCAUCGUGGUGAACGGCUCCUUCCACGACGGGCGGUGGCAUCGGGUCAAGGCUGUUCGGGACGGCCCGUCGGGAAAGAUCACGGUGGACGACUACGGGGCCAGGACCGGCAAGUCGCCCGGCACCAUGAGACAGCUCAACAUCAACGGGCCUCUCUACGUGGGUGGCAUGAGGGAGAUCGCCCUGCACACUAACAGGCAGUACGUGCGAGGACUCGUGGGCUGCGUCUCUCACCUCACCCUGUCCACCGACUACCACGUCUCCCUGGUGGGGGACGCCGCGGACGGGAAGAACAUCAACACCUGUGGAGCCGAGUAACGCCAGCUGGCCUUGCCCAAGGGGCGGAGCCUUCUGUCCUGAGAACCCCCGAGGGGGCCCCGGCCCCUGCCGACACCGUAUAUAUAUACGCUGAGACACGGGGGCCGGCUGCGUUUGUUCUCCUCGAGGGGAAAGUCACCCGACUAGAACCCAGGCAGGAGUCCCUGGGAGGCCUUCCCUGCUGACACUCCAUGGGCCAAACCCGACGGGAUCUUCCGUGUAGGAGGCGGCGGGCUCUGUCCGUUCAACACGCAGCGGCUGCCGGAGACCACACGCCAGGCCACCCCGGGGCCGUCAGCUGUGGCUCAGUGACUGUGCAGUGACUCAUGGCGCGUUAGACAAAGAGAGAAAAGAGAGACCCAAAGGGCAGUAUUAAAAUACUCCUCUCCCUCCCUGACUCAUGAUGCUUACUGACAGCAGGAUGACUGUGUGACCUUGAACCUGGAAUUUCUCACCUUGGCCCAUAAAUUAUUGGGAUUAACCCCUUCCACUCCUCACGGGCCGUUUCAACGUGCUCUGACUCUCCCAAGGAAGUCAGGGGGAGGGGAGACUACUUGUAGACUCGUAACCGUAAUGCUGCCCCCUGACAUUUACCCUUAGUGAGAAGCCCCUACUUUUUAUGAUGUUAAUCUAAGACAGUGGGCACCCUGAUUUUGUAGUGUCCUUUUGUAUGUGUAUAUUUUUAUAGCUGCAGAGUGUCCACACAGCGUAAUUUUGCAAGUUUGGGUGGCCAGCCCUGAAUUCUUUGCACAGUUCCCAAAAAUGUUCUCCCAGAGGAGGCCCGUUGGGGCCCUUAGUGGUAUACGUGGAGUGGGGCAGGCCACUCAGGGUGGCCAUUGUCUUGGGGAGCUGACCAUUGUCCUUUGGUAAAUGUCGACGGCUGGAGGAAAUGAACGGGAAGCUUCCCAAACAAGCAGAUUAAAAGGUACAUGUGUUCUCGGGGGUGGGGGACAAGGGCACUUUCAUUUUUGUUUCCAGCGGGGAGGACUGUCUGUGGGUGGACUUGGAUAAAGGAGAUGAUGAAGGCUCACGGUCAUUCAUUCGGUCCUUCGUUCCCCGGCGGAGGUGCCGGUGGCCCCUGCAGAGACCACACCCAGAAGCGGAGGCUGAGACCAUUCUCGUGUCCAAGGCUGUGCAGGGGGUGGACAGCAGGGCCACCAGCGGUCCCUUUGCUAUGCACUCAUGUGAUGCUGGUGACCGCUGGCUCGCCAGCAGACCCCCACGGCAGGGCUCGCGGGGGGAAAGGUCAGAUGAACACUGACCCAAGGAGCGGGGAAACGAACGUGACCCAGCACACGCAGAAGCCUGGGUCUGGUCCCAGUCCCGGCUCGACUCCGGUCCAUGCCGCAUUCCCGUGGCGAGGGCGUGGGGCCUCGUGCAGGGCGCAGCUGCGCACACAGUGAGAACUCGGCAAAAUGAGGAAAUAAACGAGAGGCGCUCA
Phyllostomus hastatus (greater spear-nosed bat) is the source of this 4627-nucleotide messenger RNA. RefSeq names its product EGF like, fibronectin type III and laminin G domains (gene EGFLAM). The record is from RefSeq and is a predicted model, not a curated record. NCBI's taxonomy places the organism in Eukaryota, Metazoa, Chordata, Mammalia, Chiroptera, Phyllostomidae. Bases 100 to 3186 code for a protein of 1028 amino acids. Gene Ontology annotation, molecular function: protein binding; calcium ion binding. The transcript is spliced from 24 exons.